This is a messenger RNA of Selaginella moellendorffii, 2018 nucleotides long. RefSeq names its product replication factor C subunit 5. Lineage: Eukaryota; Viridiplantae; Streptophyta; Lycopodiopsida; Selaginellales; Selaginellaceae. The record is from RefSeq and is a predicted model, not a curated record. Gene Ontology annotation, molecular function: DNA clamp loader activity; DNA binding. The coding region runs from base 152 to 1969 and encodes 605 amino acids. The transcript has 14 exons. Gene Ontology annotation, biological process: DNA repair; DNA-templated DNA replication. Gene Ontology annotation, cellular component: nucleus; DNA replication factor C complex.
UUGAAGUUUGCCUCGUCAGCCCUAGAAUUUGAAUUUGGGGUUGCCCUAAAAGACAGAGCUCUUUGUCGUGAAGCUCGCUCGUUGUGUCCGCCGCGAUGGAUUCUCUCCUCUUCCAGGUCUGGUUCUUUUCAAGAUCAGGGAUAGCUAGGGAAUGCAAGGCGCUGGCACGAGGAAUCGAUUUGGAUUCCAAAGCCGCAAGCCGGAGGAGGAGGAUUCGAGCGCGAGCGCCUCGGGAUUUCAUUUCGGAGGCGCCUGGUCGGAUCUCAACACAAAGCCUGCGGAGGUAGGACACCUCGCCAAUGUUACGGCAUCGAUGCGAUCCAUAAUCCCGCCAGCGCGGCCCAAGACUCCGGUCGUGGGUUGUAGUACCAAUGUUUCUCCAAGAAGCAAGGAGAACACUGAAUUCAACCAUUUCCAGAGAACUAGUACCAUUGUUUCUCCAAGAAGCAAGGAGAACACUGAAUUCAACCAUUUUCAAAGGACUGGAACUUCGACGUUGAAAAGCGAUCACGAUCCUCAAGCCCUCUCUGGAGUAAAUUCCACGUACACCUCAGAAAGAAACGACACCACUUAUACUCAAAACAGGCCUAACACUGGGCCUUCCAGUUUCAAAAGACUACAAGAUCAUGAAUCGCUCUCCGCAAGCAUCGAGAGAACGAGCACCACCGCAAGCUUUGUUUCCACAACCAACCCUCUACUGAGGAAAGAUCACGCCGGUACUAAGCUAUCUCGUUCUGUUUCUCACAACAAUCUGGGUGCAUUGGUGGCCAAGCUUUCGACUUGUUCUGCGGCAUGUAACCGGCUUGUUGAGCUGCCAGCCCAGCACUCCACAAACGGCGAUUCACAGCAAUCGAGUUGCUUGCCGGCUAGCAGCUGCGUUUCUGUUGCUGCUCAAAAUCAGACGACGAGUUUCAUAUCCAGCACGCCGAAGUUGUGGGUUAACAAGCAUCGUCCCGAGAGCUUGUCCUCGUUCGUUAUCAACUGUCGGCAGGCCCACGAUUUGAAGCAACUAAUAUCUGCGGGGCACUGUCAUCACUUGCUUUUCGAAGGACCUCCUGGAUGCGGAAAAAAGAGUUUGAUCAUGGCGCUGCUGCGAGAUGCCUUUGGAAUUUCUGCGUGGCUGGUUAGAGAUUUCACUAGAACUUUUGACGUCGAGGGAACAAAAGUGUCUCUUCCUAUAGCAUCAAGUGCUCAUCAUGUUGAACUGAAUCUCCUCCAUGUUGGAGUUUAUUUAAGGCCCGUGCUCACCACACUCUUGAAAGAAAUGAAAGUGGCAUGUACAGCUUAUGAUAACGAUUCUUAUAUCAGGAGCUACAAAGUUCUUGUUCUUCAUGAUGCGGACGAAGUGAGUGCCGAGGCACAGCAGCAUAUUCGCUGGCUCAUGGACCGCUACUCAGAUUAUUGCAAGUUCAUGUUGCUCUGCUGCUCUCAGCCGUCUAAGCUCUCCGACUCUGUUCGAUUGCGGUGCAUUGUCGUGGACGUACACAAUCCAACAGUAGAUGACGUUGUGCAAGUUCUUUAUUUCGUUGCCAAGCGAGAGAAUCUGGAUCUGCAAGAGCACUUUGCCUGGCGGAUCGCAAAAGCAUCGAAGAAUUUCCGACAGGCCGUGCUAUCAUUAGAAGCAUGCAAGCUAAAGCAGUAUCCAUUUGACGAAAACCAGGUGAUUGCGAUCGAGUGGGAGAACGACAUUGUUAGCAUGGCACGGGAUAUCAUCGACGAACAAAAUCCAAGAAGGCUUUAUAAGGUAAAAAGAAAUAUGCAAAAGCUUUUAGACGAGGGCGUAGCUGCAAAGCUUAUCCUUUGGAGGCUUGUUGACGAGCUUAUUAAGCUAGUAAAUGUUUCUUUCAUGGAGGAAAUAAAUCAAUGGGCUAAGUUUUAUGCAAAAAGAACUCCAGAUGGAAUUGACGCUAUUUUCAAGCUAGAAGAAUUUGUGGCCAAAUUAAUGAGUUUAUAUAAGAAAUAUGGUUAAUGAAAUACGAAAAACUACACACCACACAAUACAAAUACCACAUGUUAUA